Molecule: messenger RNA, 3474 nt
Organism: Thunnus maccoyii (southern bluefin tuna)
Lineage: Eukaryota; Metazoa; Chordata; Actinopteri; Scombriformes; Scombridae
Gene: fam131ab
Exons: 5
Coding region: 161-1210 (349 amino acids)
Source: RefSeq, a predicted model, not a curated record
GGUCGACGGUUCGUUGCGCGUGGACUGGAGCGCGGCAAGCUCCCUGUCUGACCUCGCGCUUUUGGGCAGCACGCGGACCUGCUUGGCGCGCAGACUGAUUCUGACAGCACCUUUGGGCGCACUGGACUUCAGCGAGGUGAAUGUUGAUGACACCAUUGAAAUGUUACCAAAAUCAAGAAGAGCUCUCACCAUUCAAGAGAUUGCUGCAUUAGCGCGAUCCUCCCUGCAUGGUAUUUCCCAGGUAGUGAAGGACCAUGUGACAAAGCCUACAGCCAUGGCUCAGGGCAGAGUAGCCCAUCUCAUAGAGUGGAAAGGCUGGUGUAAGCCUAUCGACACUCCAGCAGCCCUGGAAUCAGACUUCAACUCUUACUCCGACCUCACUGAGGGAGAACAGGAGGCACGCUUUGCUGCUGGUGUGGCUGAGCAGUUUGCCAUAGCGGAGGCUAAGCUGAGGGCCUGGUCGUCUGUGGACGGCGAUGAGUCCAACGAUGACUCAUAUGACGAAGACUUUCUGCCAGCCAAUGAGCCCACCACACAGAGCACAGAUGUGCCAUCAUAUCCUCCCUACUUGAAGGACCUGAUCCACAGCCAGCUUUGCCAACAUCUGGGCCUGAGAGGGCCCUGUUGUGAGAGUGUAGGAGGCGGAGGAGGAGGAGAGGGAGGUGGCAGCGGAGAGCCCUCUCCUACAGCAGGUUCACCAGACACCCUUUGUUCCAGCCUCUGCAGCCUGGACGAGCACCACCCGCUGCUGCGUGACCUGGGUGGCCACCGUGGCACCCACUCCCACAGCAACGCCGCAGAGCUCGCGGCAAAGAUCCUGUCGGCACUGCAGGGAGGGGAGGAGCUGCUGCUUGCCCGACUUCAGAGGGUGGGGCAGAACGGGCCCGGUGGGGGGGACUGCAGCUUCCACAGCCUUGGCGGGGGUGGACGGGGCAUCAGGCCCUGUGGGGGUCAGGACUCUCCUUGCUACUCCGUGUCUUACUCUGAGACGUACCUAUCACCCGGCGAGGAUGACGAUACCCCCUGCAAGGACUAUGAGAGCCCCGUGUGCCAGGUAGAGGCAGAAGGCAACGGGGUGGAGUACCCGCCCAACUAUGACCCACGCAGGAGGGUGUCCGACGUGGCCUCCUCUGGGGUCGUCUCUCUUGAUGAGGAGGAUGAAGAGGAGGAGGAGGAGGAGGAAAGGCUGGGAGAGCCAAACAACCAAUGACUCCUCUCUUCUCACCUCAGUGUUUAGUCCCCCCAUGCUCUUUGAAGGGUUUCUUUUCUUUGCAAGAACUUCCCCACUUCUCCAUGGUGUCUGAAAAGUUUGAACCUUUGCGCAUGUUUUUUUUUUUUUCUCCUCUGACUGAAGUCUAAAUCAUCCGUCUUUGCCUUACUUGCAGCAUCUCAGCUCCUCCUUUCCACAUCAUAACUGCUUUGUCCCCAUUCGAUGUAUCAACUCUAUUUUCUUUCAAGGCGUCCAAACAAUCUUUUUUAUCAGUGUGAAAACAGGAGUGCUAGACUUGCUACAGCAGCCUAUGGUAAAAAAAGUCCAAUGACUUACCCGUGGGUAUGACGCUCACAGUUUUUGGCUCUGUACCUUCCUGUGAAGCAACUCCAAAAACGGACACCAUCAUCAGGCAGACAGAGUGACUGAGUCCACAACUCUGACUUACCUUUGCAUGUGUUUUGCAAGUGCUGAAAUCGAUGGGCUGACCCGGUCAUGAGCACGGUUUGUAAUCUCAGCUGUUCUGUAUAACCCCGCCCAUCUCCCCAGCGUCUCCCAUUGGGGGGGCAGGUCGCACUGCAUCCUGGGACCUGUCCUCACCAACCCCCUUCCCUCCCCCUCCUUUGCAAGAGACAAAAUAGCAUCCUUUUGGGCAUGGCUUGCUGAGUAUGCCAAACUAUUUAACCCUGUCACUACCAAUUAUGAGCAAAUGCUGGAAUGUCUUCAAAGUGACAGGACAUAGUAUGUAUUUUAAAAUAACAAAGUUUAAAAAAAGAUUUGUCACAAAUGAUAUGACAGAAAUGAUAUGCUUUUAUUGUACUAGUUUUCUAUCACUCAAACAUGUUGUUGUUCACAUUAUUCCAAACAUCAUUAUGAUGGACAUCUGCCAUAAUGAUCAACUAUAGCUACUGGAUAUUUUUGGGGUUCUGUGGAUUCCUGCAUGGAAGACACAAGAACUUUGGUUGUCUUAAAAAAAUACACAGCAGCAGCAGCAGCAUCGACGACAACAAACACAAACAGAAUGUUCCUGAAGUGACCCUUCGGCGAUAGAUGUUCGGCAGGAAGUGGCGCAGGCUGAUAAGAGUUGCAUUGGAGAUUUUCUAUAUUUUUGUAUGCGUUGUCUUGCUUUGAUCUCUUUGCCUAUGCGGCGUGCCAGUGUAUGUGGUUUUUUGCACGAAGCUAACGUGGGUGUAGAUUUCUCCUUUUCUUUGUUAUCACUGUGUGAUAUAGUCUACUGGGAAAAAAAAUAACAAUACAAAUGUGAACAAAAAAGUUUUUAUUUUAUUUUUUAUUUCAAAAGAGGAUACUGUGAUACGGUCUGUUAUUGCCAUUUGUCAUGAUCCUCGCAAAGAGCUGUUGUUUUUUCUUUUCCAAAAAUGUCAAAAUGCUCUUCUUUCUCUCCUCUCAUACUGACUCCUGAAAAGCUUUGCCUUUUAUUCUGUACUUUCCCUUCUUUUCUAUGAUGUUUGCAAAAGGGCAUGUUUAUGUGACACAUGCAGAUACUCCCAUCUCCAUGGUGAUGUGAGGAGCCCUGUUAAGGUUCUCCCAGAGGGACUGUCAUUCAUACAACUCAGGAAAUCCCAUCAGACCAGAGCAUCAGUGCAUCCCGCCAGCACGCAUAACUACACUUAUCUCUCACCCCCCCAUCUCGGUGUGCUUGUGUGUGUGCAUUUUGGGAUUUUGAGUGCGUGUUUGUUAGAGAGAGAAAGCCUUGUGUGCGUAGUUAUUUUCUACAAAUAAUUAAAGCACAGAUUCAGUCCCCACAUUUCUUUUUUUAGUUGUUUGACUGUUUAGAAAAGCCUCAAUGUGUGCAGAUGUGUGAUAGUGUGUGUGGAUGUAUUGUAAGAUGUCAGCAAGCUCCUCAAGCUUGCACUGUAUAUCCAUUCCAAAACCCCUCCACUGCAGCGAUUCCCUUUAAAACAGUGUCUGGUGUAGCUGAGCUCUCGUUGGAGGUUUAACUUUUACUGGUGCUGGAGAUUAAAAAAAAAAAAAGAAUAGCAGCGCAUACUUUGGGAAAUGAUUUUGAAACUAAAAUAAGGGAGGACAUUGUUAAAUCGGCUAACUUAAAUAAAAAAAAGCUACAUGAAAAUGAGAAGUACAAGUCAGGAGAGUUGGAGAAGACAGCGACAACUCAGGGGGAACCAUUGAAGCUGUGCCUUUCAUUCGUCACCUUUGACCUCCCAAGUUGCACCGUCAUCAUCACCACAUCCUCCACGCUGUCACUCAGGCCAUAGCUUCCCAAAUAAGCAUCCAUCUCUCCUUUU